Molecule: messenger RNA, 1016 nt
Organism: Mytilus californianus (California mussel)
Lineage: Eukaryota; Metazoa; Mollusca; Bivalvia; Mytilida; Mytilidae
Product: COP9 signalosome complex subunit 8-like
Exons: 8
Coding region: 13-591 (192 amino acids)
Biological process (GO): COP9 signalosome assembly; protein deneddylation
Cellular component (GO): COP9 signalosome
Source: RefSeq, a predicted model, not a curated record
AAUUCGCACAAUAUGGCUGCGGAAGUUGCAGUUGCGGCUCAUGAAAAUUUUCAAAGAAUGCAGAUAGAUUUGCAAAAUCAAGAACUUGACUCACCAGGUGGAGUAGCAACAGCUCAACAAUACACACAGCUGUUAGCCCUGCAUCUGCUACAUAACGAAAUAUGUGAGGCCAAAUUUGUAUGGAAAAGAAUUCCAGCCCAAAUAAAAACAUCCACACCAGAGCUAACAAAUGUAUGGGCUGUUGGACAGAAGAUUUGGCAGAGAGAUUUCCCUGGAAUAUAUGAAGCUUUCAACAAGGAAUGGUCUGAGUCAUUAAAACCAGUCAUGGAUGCUUUAUUAGCUGCUACCAGAAAGAGAGCUUUUAACUUAGUUGCCCAGGCCUAUGAUUCUAUCAAUGUUGAUGAUUUAGCAGCAUUCGUUGGCAUGCCAUCAAGUGAAGCAGCACAAGCAGUACAGAAGGAAGGCUGGGAUGCUGAUCCACAGACUAGAUUUAUUACACCUAGGAAGCCAUGUGCAGUAGUAGAUCCUGUGUUAGUCAGUGAACAACAGUUGAGUGUCCUGACAGAUUAUGUGUCAUUCCUUGAGAGCUGACACUUGGAUUGACUGUAGUUUAAUUGUUAUAUGGCAUUUUUUAUGAAGGGAGAUAAAUGUGUACUUAGCCACUGACUUUAAAAUCAUCAUAAUUAGAGAUUUAAUGUGAAUGGAAGCUGAUUGUUUGAAUGGUUACACAACUAGAAGAAUACAGAUUUUUCCAAGUUCAUUCAGAUACAUGUAUGUCAGCAAGAUUAAGUGUCAUGCACUUCUUUGCUAUGUUUUCAGAUAGACAAUAGUGUAAAUUUUAAGACAAUUAAAAUAAUCACUGUUGGGGCAAUCACCAAUCAUUGUAAGAUUUUCAAUAUUUGUAAAAUAUUCUUUAUGAUGAGAAUGAAAGAUUUGAAUGUUAAGUGUUGUUUUCUUUUGCUUAUGUUUACCUAAAAAAAAGAUAGCAUUAAAUGUAACUGUGUUCUUCAAUCAAA